AUGAAAUUAGCUGUUGUUUUGGUCGCUGUCGUCUUGGUAGUGAAUGUAGAAGGCUGGGGAUGGAGGGCUCCACGAAUUCGAAUACCACCUAUUCGUAUACCACGCAUCCCUAUACCACGUAUCCCAUUACCACGUUUACCACGUAUCCCUAUUCCAAGAAUACCAUGGGGUAAGAGAGAUGUACAACAAGCAGCUGCAGCUGAAGACGGUGUUUUGUCCGAUGAUGAACUAAAAUCCAUUCUUGGUGUCGCUGAUGAGGGUUUGGCUGAAGUUUAUGAAGUUUAUGAUGUUAACGAGGAUGGAGUAAUAACAGUUUCAGAAUUUGAAGCUGUGUCUUCUAUCCUUGAAAACAUGCAAGGCGAAGAAGAAGGACAAUAG
Messenger RNA from Lottia gigantea (owl limpet), 378 nucleotides. RefSeq lists its product as hypothetical. The record is from RefSeq and is a predicted model, not a curated record. Gene Ontology annotation, molecular function: calcium ion binding. Bases 1 to 378 code for a protein of 125 amino acids. The transcript is spliced from 3 exons. Lineage: Eukaryota; Metazoa; Mollusca; Gastropoda; Lottiidae.